AUGGCGGAGGCCAACCUCGAGCGAGGUGGCGGGGCGGUAGCCGAAGUUGCACACGGCGUGGUUGACAUUGGCGUGCGUGAACGGCACGUCGCCGUUGGUCGGCAUCGUGACGACGCGCUUGUGCGCCUUCUUGCUGAGGAGCUUCUCGAGGAUGGCGACCAUGCGGGUGACGGCCACCGGCGAGGUGUUGCCGAGGUUGUACACGCAGAGCGGCAUGGGCCCACGCUUCUUGUCGGACUUGGAGCCCGUGCUCUUGCCGGCCGUGUCGAGCGCGCUGAGAAAGAUUCCUCUGUGUUGCCAUUGAUUUCACCCGUUCGUGGCAUGUCUGUGUGGAACAAUGCAUUGGUUGAAAUCAAUUUGAAGGCCAAGAAAAACGAAAAAUCUGAUGAUCUUAUUCUUAUUGAUUCAUGCAUUGAGUUUAGAUGGAAUAGGAUCAUUCGUGACAAGAAGCUCAAGUCUAGAAUUGAUGGCCCAUUUGGUGCAUUUGAAAUGGAGUACAUGUUUAUCAAGCAUGGGAUAGAAGCUGUUGUUGAAGUUGACAUUCCUUUGGAAUUGAUUGGUGACCAUGUCCUGAUUGUUGCUCGCAGCACCGGGUUUAAGCAGGAGGUGAUAAUAUAUGAUGAUGUUGUGAAGGAAGAGACGAGGAAGAUUUCCGCUGUUAUUGUUGCUUCUCAUGGCGGGAGUUUACAUUUUGGUUUCCUAGCAACAGGGAUCCGUGCUAGUGCUGACUUCAUCAAAUUCCAAGUGAAGAAGUCUGGAAGCCACGAAGGGUAUCUGUUCAUCUUGAAAGAGCCACAGUCGGCCAUGCUAAAUUAUGAACCUCAUGAUAUCUUGGUAGUUGACAGUUGUUUGCCUCGAGAAAGUCUACAGCUUCCCCAGAAAAAGGGAAGGAUUCUUGCAUUGCGAAGGAGUGCCAAUGAUCCUGGAGUAAUUAGAGUCCCUUUUAAGGUCACAUUUUCAACAAUGGGAUAUUAUAACAAUGGAAUGUUAUGA
This is a messenger RNA of Miscanthus lutarioriparius, 993 nucleotides long. Lineage: Eukaryota; Viridiplantae; Streptophyta; Magnoliopsida; Poales; Poaceae. The record is from the annotation of a GenBank genome assembly.